Molecule: messenger RNA, 4941 nt
Organism: Xiphias gladius (swordfish)
Lineage: Eukaryota; Metazoa; Chordata; Actinopteri; Istiophoriformes; Xiphiidae
Product: NACHT, LRR and PYD domains-containing protein 12-like
Exons: 19
Coding region: 144-4721 (1525 amino acids)
Molecular function (GO): protein binding
Source: RefSeq, a predicted model, not a curated record
UUAUGGGUCGGACUCCAUUUUGACUUCGACAGAGCGGAAGGAGGAAGAGUGAAACAUUAACCUGAAGGUGUUCAGUCAGUCAGGUAGUUCAGGCUCCAUUUUGACUUCGACAGGCUGACGCAGGACUGACUGAAGCCCAGAAGAUGAGUGUUUGUCUGGAGGAAGAGGAGGGCAGAGCAGGGUCUCCGGGAUCCAGCUGUCUGUCUCUGAAGAGUGACUGGUCCAAAGAUCUUCCCCCAUUCUUCAGCACUGAACCCAGACCCUCAGACACAAAACUGACUGAAGCCCAGAAGAUGAGUGUUUGUCUGGAGGAAGAGGAGGGCAGAGCAGGGUCUCCGGGAUCCAGCUGUCUGUCUCUGAAGAGUGACUGGUCCAAAGAUCUUCCCCCAUUCUUCAGCACUGAACCCAGACCCUCAGACACAAAACUGACUGAAGCCCAGAAGAUGAGUGUUUGUCUGGAGGAAGAGGAGGGCAGAGCAGGGUCUCCGGGAUCCAGCUGUCUGUCUCUGAAGAGUGACUGGUCCAAAGAUCUUCCCCCAUUCUUCAGCACUGAACCCAGACCCUCAGACACAAAAGAGAGGAAGAGGAGGAGUGGUGUUUCUGUGGAGCAGCAGCAGUCCAGCUGUGCUCUUUGUCGGGACGUCCUGAAGGAUCCAGUCUCUACCAGCUGUGGACACUGGUUCUGCACACAGUGCAUCACCUCAUACUGGGACCAGUCUGGUUCCUCAGGAGACUCCUCCUGUCCCCAGUGUGGAAAAAGAUCCAGAACAAGAACUGGACUACAGACAGGCAGUCAGACCUGCACUGUCCAAACAGAUAGUGGUCUGCAGGAGGUUUUAGAUGAACAUAAGGUCAGUCUGAGGAACAGAUGUGAACGUGUGACCGAAGGAACUGAUGGAACAGGAAGUGGAACCCUCCUCAACAGGAUCUACACUGAGCUCUACAUCACAGAGGGACAGAGUGAAGAGGUUAAUACCCAACAUGAGGUGAGGCAGCUUGAGGCAGCUUCCAAGAUGAAGACCCUCCAUGACACUCCAAUCAAGUGCUGCGACAUCUUUAAAGCCUUGUCUGGCCAACAGAGACACAUCAGAGUGGUUCUGACCAACGGCGUCGCUGGCGUUGGAAAAACCUUCUCAGUGCAGAAGUUCACUCUGGACUGGGCAGAGGGCUUGGAAAACCAGGAUGUCAGUCUGCUGGUUCUGCUUUCGUUCAGGGAGCUGAACCUGAUCAGAGAUGAGCAGUACAGUCUUCUCACGCUGCUCCAAGUUUUCCAUCCAACAUUACAGAAGGUCACAGCAGAGAAGCUCGCCCUCUGUAAAGUUUUGUUUAUCUUUGACGGCCUGGAUGAAACCAGACUUUCACUGGAUUUCAACAACAGGGAGGUUGUGUCUGAUGUCACACAGAAGUCGUCAGUCAACGUCCUGUUGACUAACCUCAUCUGGGGGAAUCUGCUUCCCUCGGCUCUCGUCUGGAUAACUUCCCGACCUGCAGCAGCCAAUCAGAUUCCUCCUAAAUGUGUUGACAGGGUGACAGAAGUACGAGGCUUCACUGACGCCCAGAAGGACGAGUACUUCAGGAGGAGAUCCAGUGAUGAAGAGCUGUCCAGCAGAAUCAUCUCACACAUCAAGACUUCCAGGAGCCUCCACAUCAUGUGUCAGAUCCCAGUCUUCUGCUGGAUCAGUGCUACAGUUCUGGAGCACAUGUUGACUACAGAGCAGAGAGGAGAGCUGCCAAAGACCCUGACUGACCUGUACGCACACUUCCUGCUGGUUCAGACAAAGAGGAAGAAGCUCAAGUAUGAUGAUGGACAUGAGAUGAAUCCACAGGAGCUGAUGGAGGCUGACAGGGAAGUUUUUCUGAAGCUGGGGAGGCUGGCGUUUGAACAUCUGGAGAAAGGAAACAUCAUGUUCUACCAAGAAGACCUGGAGCGGUGUGGUCUCGAUGUCACAGAGGCCUUGGUGUACUCAGGAGUUUGUACAGAGAUCUUCAGAAGAGAGUGUGUGAUCUUCCAGAAAACAGUCUACUGCUUUGUUCAUCUGAGCAUUCAGGAGUUUCUGGCUGCAGUCUACAUGUUCCACUGUUACACCAACAGGAACACAAAGGUACUGAAGAACUUCCUGGGGAAAAAAUAUGUUGAUUCAACCCUGGAUGUCUUCCUGAGGGAAGCCAUGGAGAAAUCCCUCAAAAGAAAAAAUUUUCACCUGGACCUGUUUGUUCGCUUCCUUCAUGGUCUCUCUCUGGAGUCCAACCAGAGACUCUUAGGAGGCCUGCUGGGUCGGAUAGCAAACAGUCCAGAAAUUAUCCAGAGAGCCAUCGACAACCUGAAGGAGAUGAGCAGUUACGAUAUCUCUCCUGACAGAAGCAUCAACAACUUCCACUGUCUGAUGGAGAUGAAUGACAACUCAGUACAUCAGGAGAUCCAAGAAUUCCUGAAGUCAAUGAACAGAUCGGAGAAGGAACUCUCUAUGAUCCACUGCUCAGCUCUGGCCUACAUGCUGCAGAUGUCAGAAGAGGUUCUGGAUGAGUUUGACCUGAAGAAGUACAACACAUCAGAGGAGGGACGACGGAGACUGAUCCCAGCUGUGAGGAACUGCAGAAAGGCUCGACUCUCUGGUUGUGGACUCUCAGAGACUCACUGUGGAGUCGUGGCCUCAGCUCUGAAGUUCAACCCCUCCCAUCUGAGAGACCUGGACCUGAGUGAAAACAACCUGCGGGAUUCAGGAGUGAAGCUGCUGUCUGCUGGACUGGAGAGUCCAAACUGUAGACUGGAGACUCUGAGGUUGAGUUCCUGCAGUUUGUCAAAGAUCGGCUGUGAUUCUCUGGUCUCAGCUCUGAAGUCCAACCCCUCCCAUCUGAGACACCUGGACCUGAGUGAAAACGACGACCUGCAGGAUUCAGGAGUGAAGGAUCUGUGUGGUUUUCUGGGGCGUCCAGACUGUAGCCUGGAGACUCUGAGGUUGAGUUGGUGCUGGUUGUCAGAGAUCAGCUGUGAUUCUCUGGUCUCAGCUCUGAAGUCCAACCCCUCCCAUCUGAGAGAACUGGAGCUGAACUUCAAUGACCUGCAGGAUUCAGGAGUGAAACUGCUGUGUGGUUUUCUGGAGAGUCCAGACUGUAGACUGGAGAUUCUGAGAUUGAGUUGGUGCAGGUUGUCAUGGAUCAGCUGUGAUUCUCUGGUCUCAGCUCUGAAGUCCAACCCCUCCCAUCUGAGAGAACUGGACCUGAGCAGAAACAGCAAGCUGCAGGAUUCAGGAGUGAAGGAUCUGUGUGGUUUUCUGCAGAGUCCAGACUGUAGACUGGAGAUUCUGAGGUUGAGUUGGUGCAAUUUGUCAAAGAUCAGCUGUGAUUCUCUGGCCUCAGCUCUGAAGUCCAACCCCUCCCAUCUGAGAGAAUUGGACCUGAGUGAAAACAACCUGCAGGAUUUGGACCUGAAGGAUCUGUCUGAUCUUGUGGAGAGUCCACACCAUAGACUGGAGACUUUGGGAUUGAGUUCCUGCAGUUUGUCAGAGACCAGCUGUGCUUCUCUGGUCUCAGCUCUGAAGUCCAACACUUCCCAUCUGAGAGAAAUGGACCUAAGUGAGAACAACCUGCAGGAUUCAGAUGUAAGGCUGCUGUGUGGUUUUCUGGAGAGUCCGGACUGUAGACUGGAGACUCUGAGGUUGAGUUGCUGCUAUUUGUCAAAGAUCAGCUGUGCUUCUCUGGUCUCAGCUCUGAAGUCCAACCCCUCCCAUCUGAGAUACCUGGACCUUAGUAAAAACUACAACCUACAGGAUUCAGGAGUGAAACUGCUGUGUGGUUUUCUGGAGAGUCCAGACUGUAGACUGGAGAUUCUGAGGUUGAGUUGGUGCAAUUUGUCAAAGAUCAGCUGUGAUUCUCUGGUCUCAGCUCUGAAGUCCAACCCCUCCCAAUUGAGAGACCUGAACCUGAGUUAUAACUACAAGCUGCAGGAUUCAGGAGUGAAGGAUCUGUGUGGUUUUCUGGAGAGUCCAGACUGUAGACUGGAGAUUCUGAGGUUGAGUUGCUGCAGUUUGUCAGAGACCAGCUGUGCUUCUCUGGUCUCAGCUCUGAAGUUCAACCCCUCCUACCUGGGACACCUGGACCUGAGUGAAAACAACCUGCAGGAUUCAGACCUGAAGGAUCUGUCCGAUCUUGUGAAGAAUCCAGACUGUAGCCUGGAGACUCUGAGAUUGAGUUGGUGCAGGUUGUCAUGGAUCAGCUGUGAUUCUCUGGUCUCAGCUCUGAAGUCCAACCCCUCCCAUCUGAGAGAACUGGACCUGAGCAGAAACAGCAAGCUGCAGGAUUCAGGAGUGAAACUGCUGUGUGGUUUUCUGGAGAGUCCAGACUGUAGACUGGAGAUUCUGAGAUUGAGUUGGUGCAGUUUGUCAGAGAUCAGCUGUGAUUCUCUGGUCUCAGCUCUGAAGUCCAACCCCUCCCAUCUGAGAGAACUGGAGCUGAACUUCAAUGACCUGCAGGAUUCAGGAGUGAAACUGCUGUGUGGUUUUCUGGAGAGACCAGACUGUAGACUGGAGACUCUGAGGUUGAAGUCCUGCAGUUUGUCAGAGAUCAGCUGUGCUUCUCUGGUCUCAGCUCUGAAGUCCAACCCCUCCCAUCUGAGAUACCUGGACCUGAGUGAAAACAACCUGCAGGAGUCAGACCUGAAGGAUCUGUCCGAUCUUGUGAAGAAUCCAGACUGUAGACUGCAGACUCUGAGAUGGAAGUGGUGAUCUUUAUGAAGGUUAGAGUGAAGAGGACGGUGUGUAUGUGUUGAAGGAGGGUGAACUGUGUCCUGAUGAUCCAGAGAGGUUGAAGCAGCAGCAGCAGCAGCAGCAGCUUGUGUAGAGAGGCUCUGACUGGGCCAUGUACUGGGAGGUGGAGAGGAGAGCUCCGUCCAGCAGUGACUGACGGAGGAAUCAGAAGAAGUGGAGAUGACUCUCAGUGCUGCAG